Molecule: messenger RNA, 1191 nt
Organism: Naegleria lovaniensis
Lineage: Eukaryota; Heterolobosea; Eutetramitea; Acrasida; Naegleriidae
Exons: 1
Coding region: 1-1191 (396 amino acids)
Molecular function (GO): protein binding
Source: RefSeq, a predicted model, not a curated record
AUGCCAGAAUCUCACAACAGAUGUGAAAAACAAGUGACACCUGUGCCAACAUCGGCGCUGGAAGAGAAAAUUAAAAAAAGAAAAGUGAAUGAUGAAAUGGAGCAACAACUUGUACUUUUGGAACAAACAAUAACAAGUUUCGUUGAAAACAACAAUUUUGACAAAGCCGUGGAUGUAUUAUUAACAUUUAUUAAUUUUUCCGAGCAUGCUUCCAUUGACCAAUAUCCUCGUUUGGUGAAGUGUUUUGACAUGAUUUAUAAGGCUAGUUGGCCUACAUUUCAUUUUUCAAAAGUGGCCCGUAAAUUAGAAAACCAAUUUACCUUCACAACGAUACACAAUGAACAUUGCAACAAGUUGAUCCUAGCCUCCAUGUACAGUGGAGCUUGGGGACACGCCAUUAUCUAUGAUAAGGCUAUCAAUAUUCUUCUGAAUUCAGAUGCUUUAAAAUCUCAUUAUAUUGCUCAAAACCUAUUGGGUGAUAUUUACUAUGCACAAGAAUAUUUCGAAGAAGCAAAGAAAUAUUAUGAAUUUGCUGCAAAGCAAAACUAUGCAUGUGCUCAGGUAAAUUUGGGCUUUGUUCACUUCGGCUCCUCAAACGCUAGUCAUGCAAUUUAUUAUUAUGAAAUGGCAGCAAGACAAAAUUAUAACGACGCUUUUUACCACCUUGGCAAGAUUUACGAAUCAGGACGUGGGAUGGACAACCAAGAUUUCCCAACAGCUAUACAGUAUUACGAGAAGGCUGCCGAACACAAUCAUGCACCUGCCAUGUUUGUGUUGGGGAAUAUUUACGAAAAGGGAAAAAGAGUGCAAAAAGACAUCAACAAGGCGUUAGAAUAUUACGAACGAUCUGCUCAACUUGGUGAUGAACAGGCCCAAUAUUACAUGGGAAGGUUGUACGAAAAAGGACUCUACGUACCACAGGACUUUGGAAAGUCCAUGAAAUAUUUUGAACUUGCAGCUCAACAACAAUGUUAUACAGCAUUCCGUAAAUUAGGGAAAAUAUAUAGAGAUGGCUGUUUUGGAAAUGUUGCACAAAAUCUCACAAAAGCAAUUUAUUACUUUGAAUUGUAUGAUGAUGAAUGUAUUGAGGCAAAGGACUUGAGAAUCGAUCGAUUCUUUCAGGAAUUUCAAACAAAAGCAUUGCGUUCAGGCCGAGAAUUAUCGGACGUUUACAUCACAUGCGUUGAUUAG